This is a messenger RNA of Acanthopagrus latus (yellowfin seabream), 840 nucleotides long. It is a transcript of the gene mipa, whose product is annotated as major intrinsic protein of lens fiber a. Gene Ontology annotation, biological process: transmembrane transport. Gene Ontology annotation, cellular component: plasma membrane. NCBI's taxonomy places the organism in Eukaryota, Metazoa, Chordata, Actinopteri, Spariformes, Sparidae. Gene Ontology annotation, molecular function: water channel activity. Bases 1 to 792 code for a protein of 263 amino acids. The record is from RefSeq and is a predicted model, not a curated record. The transcript has 4 exons.
AUGUGGGAGUUCAGGUCCAUGUCCUUCUGGCGGGCGGUGUUCGCCGAGUUCUACGGCACCAUGUUCUUUGUAUUCUUUGGGCUGGGGGCAGCCCUCCGCUGGACCACUGGGCCCCAUAAUGUCCUCCACGUUGCCUUUUGCUUUGGACUGGCGGCUGCCACCCUCAUCCAGUCCAUCGGCCACAUCAGCGGAGGACACAUCAACCCAGCUGUUACCUUUGCCUACCUGAUUGGCUCCCAGAUGUCCCUGUUCCGCGCUUUCUUCUACAUCAUGGCCCAGUGUCUGGGAGCCAUGGCUGGUGCCGCAGUGCUCUACGGGGUCACACCCAGCAACAUGAGGGGAAACCUUGCACUCAACACGCUGCAGCCGGGCAUCAGCCUGGGCAUGGCCACCACCAUGGAGGUCUUCCUCACCCUGCAGCUCGUCGUCUGCAUCUUCGCUGUGACUGAUGAGAGGCGCAACGGGCGCCUGGGCUCUGCUGCCCUGGCCAUCGGCUUCUCUGUGCUCAUGGGGCAUCUUCUUGGGAUGUACUACACUGGAGCAGGAAUGAACCCAGCCAGGUCCUUCGCCCCUGCUGUCCUGGUCAGGAAUUUUGUCAACCACUGGGUGUACUGGGUGGGACCCAUGAUUGGUGGUGCCAUGGGCGCUCUCCUGUACGACUUCAUGCUGUUCCCCCGUAUGCGCGGCCUUUCCGAGAGGCUCGCCACACUGAAGGGCACCAGGCCCCCAGAGGCCGAGGGCCAGCAGGAGACCAGGGGAGAGCCCAUCGAGCUCAAGACACAGGCCCUAUAAGCCUGGAGAAGAAGAUUGGCUUUCUGACCCCCAUCCCUCAUCCCCCCC